Molecule: messenger RNA, 1601 nt
Organism: Moneuplotes crassus
Lineage: Eukaryota; Ciliophora; Spirotrichea; Euplotida; Euplotidae
Source: the annotation of a GenBank genome assembly
AAACAAAAUGGAUAUAUUUAGCAUCAUUAUUUUAAUUUUGAAAUGGAUCACCCUUACGGCCGUCUCUUUUUGCAUGUACUUGGUCUGGAUUUUUGUGGUUAAUCCUUGGAACCAGCAAAGAAAGUACAGGAAGUACAAAAAUGUUUAUGUACCAGAGAGACUAAAUGCUCCCUCUGGAGAUCUUAUUGAGAUGGAGGAAAAAGUGGCGAACGGGAAGUUUAGAUUUCAGUAUUUGACUGAUUUUGAUCCGACAAAGUAUGAUAUUAGGCUUGGGCAUCUUGGACCGCAUACUCAUUUUCAGUUGAUAUCCCACAGAGCUCAUGAAGAGGUGAAUAAGUUGAUCCCUGCAGUGGUAGAUAGACAUACUGCUAAAUUUGGAGUUCAGUUUGGACCUUUGAUCAAGGAUACUCUUGGAUUGAAGAGGUCGACAAAGAUGUUUAAGAACAAAAGGCAGGUAUUCCUAAAGAUACUAGGCUUUAAUUACUCUUCUAAGUACAUCUCAACCAUGAUCAAUGUUGUCAAAGAAAAAAUAGCUACGUGGCAAGAAGGUCAAGAAGUAAACGCAUUGCUAGAAAUGGGCAAUGUGGCUCUCAGAAUUAUCGUCCAAAUUACCUUUGGAAAGGAUGCUGACUCUAAAAUGCCUAAAUUAAGUUAUAUUAACCCUGAUGGUUCAAAAAGCUUGAUGAACUUCUAUGAGUUCUUCCCAAAGUUAAUGGCAGAUCUUCUGAAAGCUGAGUUUUACCCUCUUAAUGUUGUAUUCCCGUUUUUAUUUCUAAACGGAUGGUUGUAUCCAAAUAAUAUCAACAAGAAGAACAUGCUGGAGCUAAGGUCCAAAAUGAGCAGUUUCAUGGAUACGAUUGAGGAUAAGGAUUCAGUCUAUAAACAAUUGGUCGAUAACCAUAAGUUCAAGAAAGAAGAUAUUUUUGAUGAUAUCAUUGGCCUAGUGCACGCAGCCCAUCAGACCUCUCACCAUACUGUCUGCACUGUUCUUUUUAAUAUCAAGAAGCACCCUCAAUGGCUUGAGAAAAUUCAGAAAGAACUUGAAGAUGCUGGGCUCACUACAGGAUGUGAUAUUGAAGCAAAGUUGACUAGGGAUGUGAUCCAUGAAUCCGCGAAUUUAGCCUGAGUUGUAAAGGAAGCAUUGAGAUUUGACCCUGCUGGAAAUCUUUCACUAGCAUACAAAGCUUAUAAAGAUACCAAAAUUUGUGGAGUACCAAUUCCAAAGGGAUCCAAGCUCAUGGUUUCAGUGUCUUCUACACAUUAUAACAAGGAGCAAUUCCCAGAUCCUUAUAAAUUUAAACCAGAGAGAUUUGACCCUCAAAGCGAUUGCUUUUAUAUUGGAGGCUCGAAGGGGAAAGCGAGACAUCCUUUGUCAUACAUCCCCUUCUCAUUUAGCGAGAGGAAAUGCCCAGGAAUGAUCUUCGCCUUAAUGGAAGUGAAAACAAUUAUCUGCUACUUCCUUCAAAGAGUAGAAUACUCUAUUGAUCCUAAUUUACUGAAGGACGAUAAGGUUAGAUAUGGUAUUUUUACCAAUUUCCAACUAGGGUUAAAAAUUGAAAAGAUCAAAUAAGAAUUUAGCUUCAAUUUGUUAAACUUGAAUA